AUGCCAAACAUCGAUUCGUACAACGGAGGCACGGAUCCCCCCGAAUAUCUCUCAAAGUUUAAUAAAUUGAUGUUGGUCCACAUCGUCUCUGAGGAUGCCAAAUGCCACAUCUUCCCUUUAACCUUGACGGGAUCAACAGAUGAAUGGUUCAAGAAGCACAAGCUUGGGUCCAUUCACUCCUUGCACCAACUCCCCUCCUCCUUCAAAGGACAAUUCAUAGCUUCACGGAAGGUGAACUUCAAGGUUAAUGAUUUGGCCAACUUAAAGCAAGGACCACUUGAGACCCUUAAAGCUUACAUCAAAUGCUUUAAGGAGGAAGCAGCCAAGACCAAGCGGGUCAAUGAUGGCCAACAACUGAUGGACCUACAAGAUGGCAUCCAAUUCAACUCUGCUGUCCAACUAGCUGGUUUCACCACAAUGUUAAGUGUUGGCUUUGGUGCUGCCUCGACAGCCUAUGGAGCAGCUCCCACUGGAUACAAUGCAUUUCAUCCUAUAUUCAGUUUUGCAACUGCGGGCUUGACUCAGUUUGUGGCACCCAGCAAGACCCCUAGUGGGAGCAAACAAUGGGGAAAAGGCAAGGGCAAGAAAUCCAAGAGAACUGGAGCAACUCUCGACGAGAAGUACACUCCACAAUACUCCAAGUACACGGACCUGGUGGAUACUCAGGAGAAAAUUUUCCUAGCCACUAAGCAGCAAGCCCAUUAUCGGAAACCACCGCCUAUGCGGAGGGAUCGAGAGAAGAGAGAUUCCACUAAGUUCUAUCGAUUUGACAAUUAUGUGGGGCACCGCACCAACGAGUGUAGGAAAAUAAAGAUGAGAUCGAAAGUCUCAUCAAACAAGGGCACCUCCACCAGUAUGCUAGGAUCGGCGCCCAUCCAACCCAGGCUUCCAUUGCAGGGUUGCCUUGACCCCUGGUCCAAGUGCUUGCGACCUCACAGCAGCAGAUAA
Messenger RNA from Humulus lupulus (European hop), 948 nucleotides. RefSeq lists its product as uncharacterized. Lineage: Eukaryota; Viridiplantae; Streptophyta; Magnoliopsida; Rosales; Cannabaceae. The transcript has 2 exons. The coding region runs from base 1 to 948 and encodes 315 amino acids. The record is from RefSeq and is a predicted model, not a curated record.